UCUCCGUGGCUGACAUUUCCUGAUUUGCCCUCUGUGUAGCUCAUAAUAACAGAGAGGACAUUGAACGCAGCACCGGCGUCUUCUUUUUCGAUUAAAUCAUUUCCGGUCAUAACAAAACAUUUGAACUCUUAUCAUUAUUCAUUAACUUUUAUAAUAACUCGUCCAAACCAGUUCGAUUAUUCAACCAUUUUUUUUAGCGGUUACAAAACUCGCUUUACGUAACGCAAAGCGUGCAGGGCUCCGUCACGUGACGUGCGUUGGACAGAAUGAGACGCGUUCACAGUCCGACUUUAUUCAGCUGGAUCGGUUUAUUCUGCAGGAAUCGUCCGUGUCCAGUGCGCGUGGCCGCGGAUCAACGAGGAGCUUGUGCAGCGAGAUUCUGCAGCAAAACAUCCACGGACACGAGCAUCAUGGACCUGAGCGACAUGAGAAAGAAAUACAAGGGAGACGAGGAGUGCUUUGAGGAGAACCAGCUCGUGUCUCUGGACCCGAUCAAGCAGUUUGGAAACUGGUUCGAUGAAGCCACCAGCUGCCCUGAGAUCGGAGAGGCCAACGCCAUGUGCAUCGCCACCGCCACCAAGGACGGACGCCCGUCGGCCCGCAUGGUCCUCCUGAAGGGCUACAACAACGACGGGUUCCGCUUCUUCACCAACUACGAGAGCAGGAAGGGAUCCGAGCUGGAGAGUAAUCCCCAUGCCUGCCUGGUUUUCUACUGGGAACCUCUGAACAGACAGAUCCGCAUCGAGGGCACGGUGGAGCGGAUCCCGUCCCAGAGCUCCAGCGACUACUUCCACUCCCGGCCGAAGAGCAGCCAGAUCGGGGCGGUGGUGAGCCGACAGAGCACGGCUGUUCCCGACAGAGACUUUCUGAGGCAGAAAAAUGCAGAACUGGAGGAGAAGUACAAGGACACGGAGGUGCCGAUGCCUGAUUACUGGGGGGGCUACGUCGUGAAACCUCACUCCAUGGAGUUCUGGCAGGGUCAGACCAACCGACUGCACGACCGCAUCGUCUUCACCAAGCCCACGGGCGGGGAGCCGGAGCUGGGAGAGUUCCAUCGGGCUGCGGCGGGGGACUGGGUGUAUCAGCGUCUGUCUCCAUGAGAAGCUGCUCCACAGACGGACACUCCAUCUUUAACGUCUUUACCUCUGAUCAGAGAAACAGGAGCUUCUGCUGGAAACUACUUCAACAGGUGCUGCUGUGUUUAGGAUUCAUCAUCGAGCUGAACGUCGCUGUGUCUUCAUAACAUUUUACAACUUUGACGGGAAAGGAAAAUGACAGAAAGUGACACAUCAAAGUCCACUUGUGUUAAAUAAUGAUCCACUGUGAUGUCGUUAUUCAUCGAGUCACCGUCGACCUUUAGGACCAGGAAACUGUCUUUAUCUCUCUAGAGUCUUCAGCUCUGACUCUCACGUCUCCAUCAAACUAAAGGCUGUUGUGUUGCAGUAGAUUAUAGUGGUGUCCCUAAUAAAGUGGCCACUGUGUGUCCUCAUUCAUGUCCUGGCAUGUUCAGCUGAGCACAGGCUUCACUCUAACGACCUGAUAUUAAGAAUUAACUGGAGAUUUAAUGAAGAACUGAACACUCUCUACGUUUGACUGUAAUUUGAACCAAGUUUUGUUUCAAUUUUUAAGAAUUUUAAUAUAAUUUCUUGGAAAUUGAAGGAAAACGUGUGUUAAAUUAAAGUGUUU
Messenger RNA from Pleuronectes platessa (European plaice), 1686 nucleotides. It is a transcript of the gene pnpo, whose product is annotated as pyridoxamine 5'-phosphate oxidase. The record is from RefSeq and is a predicted model, not a curated record. Gene Ontology annotation, biological process: pyridoxal 5'-phosphate biosynthetic process; pyridoxine biosynthetic process. The transcript is spliced from 7 exons. Gene Ontology annotation, molecular function: pyridoxamine phosphate oxidase activity; FMN binding. Bases 267 to 1100 code for a protein of 277 amino acids. NCBI's taxonomy places the organism in Eukaryota, Metazoa, Chordata, Actinopteri, Pleuronectiformes, Pleuronectidae.